Messenger RNA from Funneliformis caledonium, 225 nucleotides. The record is from the annotation of a GenBank genome assembly. NCBI's taxonomy places the organism in Eukaryota, Fungi, Glomeromycota, Glomeromycetes, Glomerales, Glomeraceae.
AUGAGCAAGCUUCUUGAUCCUGACUUGUUGGACACUACUCUUUUUGACUUAUCAGAUACUAUCGCUGAUUUUGAUGAUAAUGAUGAUAAUUUCACUAAGUUGGAUACUGCUGCCGUCUUGGACGUUGUUGUUGCUGUCUUAUACGUCUUGAGCGUCAUUGUUGCCGUUGUUUUUGAUGUUGCUGAAGACACACCUACUGAUAAUACCGGUGAUUCAUUACCGUGA